GAGGUAGAGGCAGCGACUCAGGGGAAACCAGACUGUGGUGGUGGUGGUGGGAAGAUGUCGGGCGAGGACGAGCAGCAAGAGCAAACUAUCGCCGAGGACCUGGUCGUGACCAAGUAUAAGAUGGGGGGCGACAUCGCCAACCGGGUACUUCGGUCUUUGGUGGAAGCAUCCAGCUCGGGUGUGUCGGUACUAAGCCUGUGUGAGAAAGGUGAUGCCAUGAUUAUGGAAGAAACAGGGAAAAUCUUCAAGAAAGAAAAGGAAAUGAAGAAAGGUAUUGCCUUCCCCACCGGCAUUUCAGUAAAUAACUGUGUAUGUCACUUCUUCCCUUUGAAGAGCGACCAGGACUAUAUUCUUAAGGAAGGUGACUUGGUAAAAAUUCACCUUGGGGUCCAUGUGGAUGGUUUCAUCGCUAAUGUGGCUCACACUUUUGUGGUUGACGCAGCUAAGGGGACCCCAGUAACAGGGCGGAAAGCAGAUGUCAUUAAGGCAGCUCACCUUUGUGCUGAGGCUGCCUUACGCCUGGUCAAACCUGGAAACCAAAACACACAAGUGACAGAAGCCUGGAACAAAGUUGUCCAUUCAUUUAAUUGCACGCCAAUAGAAGGUAUGCUGUCACACCAAUUGAAGCAGCAUGUCAUCGAUGGAGAGAAAACCAUUAUCCAGAACCCCACAGAUCAGCAGAAGAAGGACCAUGAAAAGGCUGAAUUUGAGGUACAUGAAGUAUAUGCUGUGGAUGUACUUGCCCGCUCAGGAGAGGGCAAGGCUAAGGAUGCAGGACAGAGAACUACCAUUUACAAACGAGACCCCUCUAAACAAUAUGGCCUGAAAAUGAAAACUUCACGUGCCUUCUUCAGUGAGGUGGAAAGACGUUUCGAUGCCAUGCCAUUUACUUUAAGAGCAUUUGAAGAUGAGAAGAAGGCCUGGAUGGGGGUGGUAGAGUGCGCCAAACAUGAACUGCUACAACCAUUUAAUGUUCUCUAUGAGAAGGAGGGUGAAUUUGUUGCCCAGUUUAAAUUUACAGUUCUGCUCAUGCCCAAUGGUCCCAUGCGGAUAACCAGUGGUCCCUUCGAGCCUGACCUCUACAAGUCUGAAAUGGAGGUCCAGGAUGCAGAGCUAAAGGCCCUCCUCCAGAGUUCUGCAAGUCAGAAAACCCAGAAAAAGAAAAAAAAGAAGGCCUCCAAGACUGCAGAGAAUGCCACCAGUGGGGAAACACUAGAAGAGAAUGACACUGGGGACUGAGGUGUGGGUCCCAUCUCCCCAGCUUGCCGCUCCUGCCUCUUCCCCUUCCCUCUACACCCCAGGCUCUGUGAAGUGCAUUUCGUCUUCUCCACCCAGGACCGCCAGCAGAGCGGGGUCUCCCUGCCCCCAUUCCAGUCCCCCAACCCACUCACCCCCUUCCAACAACAACCAGCUCCAACUGACUCUGGUCUUGGGAGGCCAGUCUUCCCAGCCACCGAAGACUACUUUAAAUAGAAAAAGAGAUUGAAUAAUAAAAUCA
Choloepus didactylus (southern two-toed sloth) is the source of this 1498-nucleotide messenger RNA. Its product is annotated as proliferation-associated protein 2G4-like. Lineage: Eukaryota; Metazoa; Chordata; Mammalia; Pilosa; Megalonychidae. The record is from RefSeq and is a predicted model, not a curated record. The transcript has a single exon. The coding region runs from base 55 to 1239 and encodes 394 amino acids.